Drosophila ficusphila is the source of this 702-nucleotide messenger RNA. RefSeq names its product APOBEC1 complementation factor (gene tut). The transcript has 3 exons. The record is from RefSeq and is a predicted model, not a curated record. Bases 19 to 702 code for a protein of 227 amino acids. Lineage: Eukaryota; Metazoa; Arthropoda; Insecta; Diptera; Drosophilidae. Gene Ontology annotation, molecular function: RNA binding.
UUUUUUUUUUUUUUUGAAAUGGAUUUCGAUGCCUGUUAUAACAAAGCUCAGAUAAAUGGAACUAUUAAUAUAACCACACGCAGGCAACUGGAAGAGGAUCUAAAAAAUUCUUUGGAGGAGGGCGCUGGUGAGCUUUUUCUCACAUGUAUACCAAAAUAUUGUACUCCGGAAUGGAUUGUGCAAAUAGCUAGCGAACUGGGCGAGGUUUACUCACUGCGAUUCAAGAUCGAUUUUUCGGGUUAUUGUCGCGGUUAUGCUUACCUUCAAUAUGUUGAUGAACUUCUAAAGGAAGCGGCGAUAGAAUACCUACCAAAGCGAUUUCUUGAAAUGAUGUUCUUUAUCAGAGUGCUGCCAUCUUCCAAUAAUAGGGAGUUGGUCCUCCACCGGGUAGAGUCGCUCAGUCCAUGGCAAGUUUACCAGGAAAUGCGCAAGAUAUAUCCGUUUGUCGUCCUUCGAGUUUACCAGCGCAAAGUCAACGAGUUCAUCUAUAUCUUUGGCUAUCGCAACAACGAUUCGGCUGCCAAUGCUCAUCUGAGCAUUAGAAAUGCAAUUAAGAAAUUCGGACCACGUGCGGGCGUGUCCUGGAUGAGUCGAAGGCACUUCCUAAGUGGAAUCAGGUCAAAAUCGUACUGCUGCUUAAAACUGGACAAGGGCAACCUUGAGCUUACCCCAGCCACCGAAACGGCUUGCUUCGAGUUUUGA